Molecule: messenger RNA, 429 nt
Organism: Saxophila tyrrhenica
Lineage: Eukaryota; Fungi; Ascomycota; Dothideomycetes; Mycosphaerellales; Extremaceae
Exons: 5
Coding region: 1-429 (142 amino acids)
Biological process (GO): negative regulation of Arp2/3 complex-mediated actin nucleation; actin filament debranching
Cellular component (GO): actin cortical patch
Molecular function (GO): Arp2/3 complex binding; actin binding
Source: RefSeq, a predicted model, not a curated record
AUGGCAUCAGAAUCCCGCCUCUACACCUUCUCGCCGGAGACGAAGGAGAAACUCCGCAAAUUCCGUCUCAGCACCUCGCGAGCCAAAGACCCGCAAGCAGUGAUAUACCAGAUCGACAAAAAGACCCUCGAAAUCUCCCAGGCGGACGACGAUGUCUACAGCAAAAUGACCGAGCUCUCCGACGAGCUGCCGGAUAAUUCGCCGCGGUUUGUGCUGUUGAGCUAUCCUCUGACGCUCGCUUCUGGACGCAUGUCAGUGCCGUACGUAAUGAUCAACUAUCUCCCGCCGACCUGCUCGAGCGAGAUGCGCAUGCUGUAUGCGGGCGCGAAGGAGUUGCUGAGGAACCAGGCGGAGGUCGGGCGGAUUAUCGAGAUCGACUCCACGGACGAUCUUGAGUCCAUUGAGGAGAGACUGAAGGGCGAGGAGUGA